Messenger RNA from Plodia interpunctella (Indianmeal moth), 1680 nucleotides. RefSeq names its product Methyl-CpG binding domain protein-like (gene MBD-like). The record is from RefSeq and is a predicted model, not a curated record. The coding region runs from base 216 to 977 and encodes 253 amino acids. The transcript is spliced from 7 exons. NCBI's taxonomy places the organism in Eukaryota, Metazoa, Arthropoda, Insecta, Lepidoptera, Pyralidae. Gene Ontology annotation, biological process: negative regulation of transcription by RNA polymerase II; DNA methylation-dependent constitutive heterochromatin formation. Gene Ontology annotation, cellular component: nucleus. Gene Ontology annotation, molecular function: methyl-CpG binding.
GGUUGGUUAUUUAUCUGUUACCAAUCUGUUACCUUUUGUUCUCUGAUUUGCUUUGCUUGUGUUCCGUGGAUUUUACAAGUUUUUUGCAUUUCUUUGGAUCGGGAAAGAAAAGAUAGAUACCAUAAUCAAGUAAUGAAUGAUAUCGAUCGAUCAUACAGUUUAGUAUUUUGUGUUUUAUAACGAUUUGCAGAGCAAUAAUAUCAUAACAGUGAAACAUGAAUAUUUCAAUUGAAAAAAAGAGAUCGGAUUGUUCUGUUCUCCCUAAAGGAUGGCAAAGAGAAGAAGUAUUGAGAAAAACUGGACUAACUGCUGGGAAAGUUGAUGUUUAUUACUAUAGCCCUACAGGUAAAAAGUUUCGCAGUAAACCCGAGCUAGUUCGUUAUCUUGGUGAUAGUAUGGACCUGUCAUGUUUCGACUUCCAUCAAGGUCAAAUAAACACAAUGUUGCUGUGCAAGGCCAAGAAAGCACGCGCUCAGUUCGAUUACAGGGGCGUGCGUUCCGACGCGUCGCUAGUGCCGCCCAUACGCCAAACUGCGUCAAUAUUCAAGCAGCCGGUGACUGUGUACAAGACACAGGAGAGCAAGGUGAAGACAGACCAGAAGCACGAACGCACUGGAGACAAGCAGGAGAAGCCGAAGCAGCUGUUUUGGGAAAAGAGACUCGAGGGUCUCACAGCGUGCGAUGCGAAUGGCGUGAUAGGAACGACUUCCCUCCCAAAGUACAUCAAACCGCUGGGACCGUACACUUCCGACGCCACCACCAUACAGUCGCUCGCAACAGCCCUACAUGUAUCAUCUCAGCAAAUUACUGGUCAAACCGGGUCAAAGCAGGCGAUCAUGGAGAACCCGGGUGUUUUUUUAAACCCUGAGCAGCCGCUGAUCGCGGCGGUCACUAUCACCAAAGAAGACGUCCGCAGGCAGGAGGAGCGGGUCAAACGCGCUCGCCUUCGUUUACAGGAGGCGCUAGCGGCCGCGUAGCAGUCGGCCGGCGACGGGGCCGAGCCGAGCCCCGUCGCCGAGCCCGCCCCCGCCGUCCUCCUCCCCCCUCCGCCGGCGCCCCUCCCCCUCACUCUCCCCGUCCGCCCCGUCUCUCCCCCUCCCCCUACCCCCGAACCGCCCGUCCUCCCCGACUCCUCCACUCAAGAGCCAGACUCCACGGAACUCUCGCCCGUGAUGGCGCCAGACUCGACGGAUAAUGAUAACGAAUGUGAACCGGAAUCUCUAGCCGAUGAUAUCUAGGAAUUUAAAUGAAUCUAAAAGAUGCGAUUGUUUGUUAGCCAAGGCUGAAAAACAAUUCAUUACACAAAUAUUACUCUUUUCUCGAAGAAGUAAAAUUCUAAUCUGAUAUCCAGUUUUGUUAUAUGGCAAUUCUCGCUAUUUUUUAGAUUUAGACCAUAUAAGCUCGUCAGAAUUAAUAUUGCUGGAUAGGGUUCAUUGGCAUACCCGAGAACAAGUUAGAAUUAAUUCUCUAUCGCGUUUUCACAUAAUGUUGAUUGAUACGAUUGCGAGUGAGUAGAAGAAACAUUGCUGCUUCUAGACUAUCCAGCAUAAUCUAUAAAUGAAUAUGAGACUUUGCUUAGUUAUGUAAACUUUGUGUGUGUUGUCGUUGUCGAACUUUCCGUUAAGUAUAGGAAACCUAGCUUAUGAUUGUAUCUGUCGCAAUAAAACACUUUAUACUGAA